CCCGUUUGGAAGUCAAACAUUACAUCCUGCGUUGCGACGUCGAACAGCUCCUUCCCGUGUGCGAAAGAACACAAACCGACGAUCAUCUUCAGACAAUCCUUCCCUGUAUUUAUUGAACUGAUUAAUCUCACAAUUCACAGGGUUUUGGAUGAAUUACGUCAGUGAUACCGUACCCCCUAACGCAAUAAUAUACUUCAAUUCCUGAUGGUCGAUCCCUCUGAUGGUUCUUGUUCUUUUUGUGUUUUUUCCACUGAAGUCAUCGUAAAGUUUACAACGAAUUGGUGGGCUCAUUUUUAUGCUGAAUUGAACUGAGAGAGGAAUAAGUUGCUGGAGUAAAUAAAAGGAUGUCGUCACCAACGUCGACGUUGACGGCGGCGCAGAAGUACGCCGCCGGGGCACUGUUCGCGUUGGCUCUGCACCAGGCGCAGAUCCACCAGACACGCCCUUUGGGGUUUCCCACUGAAGACGAAGAGGGCGAGGACGGCCUGUCGGAGGAGCGCGUCAGCACAAGCAGCAGUUCCGACUCUGUUUCCGGUGACCCCCAGCUAUGGGCCCACCAGUCCUCCGGCCUUCUUCGACCCAUCUUCAAGUUUUUAGAAAUUGAUAGCAGAGCAUGGGAAGGGCUGGAGGAAACGGUGGCAUAUUCACCUGCCAAGCAUCAUGUGGGAGCUUUUUUAAGGCUACUUGCUGCAGAAAGCAGCGACAUACCAGAAGAAGCUGUUGAUGCAGAACGUGCUUUAGCAAAUGGUGUAGAUGCUAUGUCAUUGAGCAUGGAGACCACUCCUGAUUAUGAGUCCAAAAGGGACAAGCAACGUGAUUAUGAGCAUGCGUGUCGAGAGAAGUUUUCGACCCCUGAUACUAAUGCGGAAUCAAAAGCUGAAGAUAACAAUAUUUCCGAUCAGAAUCCUCAUGAAGAGCACGCUAUUACUUCUAUUGUUGAGGAAACCCCUGUACAAUCUAUCUGUGUAUCUGAUGAAGAAAUGCUUAGUUAUCCAAGGAAAGUGACUGUUCUUUAUGCCCUUCUUUUAGCUUGUCUAACUGAUAAUGGUGAUGGUAACGAGAGAUCUCCCAGGAGAAGAAAGGGCUAUGAUGCCAGACAUCGCGUGGCAUUGAGGUUAAUAGCAACCUGGUUUGAUGUGAAGUGGAUAAAAAUGGAAGCAAUUGAGACAAUGGUUGCAUAUUCAGCAAUGGCUCUUCAAAAAGAGGAGGAGGUCAAAGAAGAGGCUGAGUCGUCUAAAGGUUCAUGGGCCAAGUGGAAACGUAGAGCUAUCAUAGGUGCUGCUGCAGUAACGGGAGGGACCCUGCUGGCAGUUACUGGAGGUUUAGCUGCUCCGGCUAUUGCUGCUGGAUUUGGUGCUUUAGCACCUACACUAGGAACUAUUAUCCCUGUCAUAGGAGCAAGUGGGUUUGCUGCUGUUGCUACAGCUGCUGGAAGUGUUGCAGGUUCUGUUGCAGUUGCCGCUUCCUUUGGUGCUGCAGGAGCUGGACUCACUGGGAGCAAAAUGGCCAGGAGAAUUGGAGAAGUUGAUGAGUUUGAGUUCACAACUAUAGGAGAAAGCCAAAACCAAGGACGACUGGGGGUUGAAAUUUCCAUUUCUGGAUUUGUUUUUGAGGAAGAGGACUUUAUUAAACCUUGGGAAGGGCAUAAUAAUAACAUGGAAAGGUAUGCAUUGCAGUGGGAGUCUAAGCAUCUAAUUGCUGUAAGCACUGCUAUUCAAGACUGGCUUACUUCAAGAAUUGCCAUGGAAAUGAUGAAACAAGGUGCCAUGAUGACUGUACUAAAAACUAUCAUGGCAGCUCUGGCUUGGCCUGCCACAUUACUUGCUCUUACUGAAUUCAUUGACACCAAAUGGACUAUUGCUGUGAACAGAUCUGAUAAGGCAGGUAAACUUCUUGCUGAAGUAUUACUGAAGGGGUUGCAAGGACACAGACCUGUGACACUAGUAGGUUUUUCACUUGGUGCAAGAGUGAUUUUCAGAUGCCUUCAGAUUCUGGCUGAAAGUGAAUCUAAUGCUGGACUUGUGGAAAGAGUUGUUCUACUUGGGGCUCCCAUACCAAUUCGUGACACUAAUUGGGAAGCCACUCGAAAGGUGGUAUCUGGGAGAUACGUGAAUGCAUAUUCUACAAAUGAUUGGACGCUUGGAGUUGCAUUUCGUGCCAGCCUUCUCAGCACAGGAUUGGCGGGGAUUCAGCCGGUUGAUGUGCCUGGCAUUGAAAAUGUUGACGUAACCGAGGUCAUCGAUGGUCACUCUUCUUACUUAUGGAGAACCCAACAGAUCUUGGAACAGCUUGAGCUUGACACCUACUAUCCCGUUUUCAAUCGACGUGUUGUGCCGAUGUAGCAUAAUCUAAUCAAAUCAAAUCAAAGGAAGGAGUUGCAGAGCAUGGCAGAGGUGAGUUGGGUGAGGUAUCUAUCUAUCUCUCUUCUGGUUGGUUCAGCCAUGCUUCUUCUUGUUCUUCCCUUUCCUCCCCUGUUUAAAGAAGUCUUAUUACUUUAAAAGUUCAAAUUGCAUUUAAUGGAGAGAGCCACUCAUAAGAUGAAGAAUUGGUUUACUUCAUACAAUUCGCUUUAGCAUUCAUUAAUUAGUUAUUAAGAGUAUGAUCA
Andrographis paniculata is the source of this 2605-nucleotide messenger RNA. RefSeq lists its product as uncharacterized. The record is from RefSeq and is a predicted model, not a curated record. Lineage: Eukaryota; Viridiplantae; Streptophyta; Magnoliopsida; Lamiales; Acanthaceae. The coding region runs from base 345 to 2342 and encodes 665 amino acids. The transcript has 15 exons.